Haplochromis burtoni (Burton's mouthbrooder) is the source of this 2047-nucleotide messenger RNA. RefSeq lists its product as uncharacterized. Lineage: Eukaryota; Metazoa; Chordata; Actinopteri; Cichliformes; Cichlidae. The transcript is spliced from 4 exons. Gene Ontology annotation, molecular function: DNA binding; structural constituent of chromatin; protein heterodimerization activity. The record is from RefSeq and is a predicted model, not a curated record. Gene Ontology annotation, cellular component: nucleosome. The coding region runs from base 47 to 1987 and encodes 646 amino acids. Gene Ontology annotation, biological process: nucleosome assembly.
CCCGCGCGAAGCUCCGACAUGCUCAGUACGAAGCUCACGCGCAGACAUGGCAGAAGAAGCUCCCGCAGCUGCACCGGCGAAAGCCCCGGCCAAGGCUCCCAAGAAGAAGUCCGCUCCCCGGGCUAAGAAGGACGGACCCAGCCUCCCUAAGCUCAUCGUCGCCUCGGUGACAGAGUCGAAGGAGCGCAAGGGGACGUCACUGGCGGCCAUAAAGAAAUACCUGACCGCCAAAAAUGUGGACGUACCCAAGGCCAACAAACGUAUCAACACCGCCGUCGCCAAGCUGGUGGAGAAAGGCAUUCUCAGUCAGGUGAAGGGCACCGGGGCUUCCGGCUCCUUCAAGCUUGCUAAGAAAGAACCGAAAGUCGCGAAACCAGCGAAGAAGAAGGCUGCCAAGCCCGCGAAGAAGGCUCCCGCCAAAGCCAAGAAGCCCGCGGUGAAGAAAGUGGCCACCCCGAAGAAAUCUCCGGCCAAGAAGGCUGCGAAGAAAGUGGUGAAGAAGAGCCCCAAGAAGGCUGCUCCCAAGAAGCCCAAGGCGGCAGCCAAGAAGCCCAAGUCCCCCGCUAAGAAGGCCGCCCCGAAAAAGCCCAAAGCCGCCAAGAAGCCCGCAAAGAAAACUGCGCCAAAGAAGGCCAAGAAAGGAGCCCGACGCUGUAAGAUGGCCAGGACCAAGCAGACUGCCCGUAAAUCCACCGGAGGAAAAGCUCCCAGGAAGCAGCUCGCCACCAAGGCUGCCCGUAAAAGCGCCCCUGCUACCGGAGGCGUGAAGAAGCCCCACCGUUAUAGGCCCGGGACUGUGGCUCUCAGGGAGAUCCGCCGCUACCAGAAAUCCACCGAGCUGCUGAUCCGUAAGCUGCCCUUCCAGCGCCUGGUCAGGGAGAUCGCUCAGGACUUUAAGACAGACCUGCGCUUCCAGAGCUCCGCCGUCAUGGCUCUGCAAGAAGCUAGCGAGGCUUACCUGGUUGGUCUGUUCGAAGACACCAACCUGUGCGCCAUCCACGCCAAGAGGGUCACCAUCAUGCCCAAAGACAUCCAGCUGGCCCGCCGCAUCCGCGGAGAGAGGAACCCAACUAUCCCCGGCACUGCCGCUGUUUCACCGGGACUCUGUCCCCACGGGUCUUCGCUGACCGGAGCACCGAGAUCACAUUUCAUCCGAACCGCUUUGGGUCACUUUAGGAGCAGAAAUGUGGAGAAAGUUCGCUGCGAGCUGCUCCGAGAGGCGGUGUGUCAGAGAGCUCCGAAACGCGGCGAAGAAAACACAAGAAGAGCCGCGAUUGUAGCGGCAGCAGAGCGGAGGGCUGGCUUCACUCUCCAUGGUUCUCAUGUGCUUGAUAAGUCCCGCCUCCCGCGCGAAGCUCCGACAUGCUCAGUACGAAGCUCACGCGCAGACAUGGCAGAAGAAGCUCCCGCAGCUGCACCGGCGAAAGCCCCGGCCAAGGCUCCCAAGAAGAAGUCCGCUCCCCGGGCUAAGAAGGACGGACCCAGCCUCCCUAAGCUCAUCGUCGCCUCGGUGACAGAGUCGAAGGAGCGCAAGGGGACGUCGCUGGCGGCCAUAAAGAAAUACCUGACCGCCAAAAAUGUGGACGUACCCAAGGCCAACAAACGUAUCAACACCGCCGUCGCCAAGCUGGUGGAGAAAGGCAUUCUCAGUCAGGUGAAGGGCACCGGGGCUUCCGGCUCCUUCAAGCUUGCUAAGAAAGAACCGAAAGUCGCGAAACCAGCGAAGAAGAAGGCUGCCAAGCCCGCGAAGAAGGCUCCCGCCAAAGCCAAGAAGCCCGCGGUGAAGAAAGUGGCCACCCCGAAGAAAUCUCCGGCCAAGAAGGCUGCGAAGAAAGUGGUGAAGAAGAGCCCCAAGAAGGCUGCUCCCAAGAAGCCCAAGGCGGCAGCCAAGAAGCCCAAGUCCCCCGCUAAGAAGGCCGCCCCGAAAAAGCCCAAAGCCGCCAAGAAGCCCGCAAAGAAAACUGCGCCAAAGAAGGCCAAGAAGUAAAAGCUGCUCCCGCACAGAGUGCAUCAAAGGCUCUUUUCAGAGCCACCACAGCCUCCGCUA